AUGGCGGCCUCUGCCGCAUUGUCACUCCCCCUGCCGCCACGCCCUCUCCCCUGCCACGCCCUCAUCGGCCGCACUGCCUCCGCCGCCGUCGCAUCCGGCAGCAGCGGCGAGGGUUCUGUCGCUCUCGCGGUUCCGCCGCGCGCAGCAGGGCGGGCGCGCAGGGAGACGAUGAUGGGCGCGCACGUGCAUCAGGGGGCGCGGAGGUGCGCCGCUGCCCCGCCUGCCAUGCAAGCUGCCAUGCAAGCUGCCAUGCAAGCUGCCAUGCAAGCAGCCAUGCAAGCUGCCAUGCAAGCUGCCAUGCAAGCUGCCAUGCAAGCUGCCAUGCAAGCUGCCAUGCAAGCUGCCAUGCAAGCUGCCAUGCAAGCUGCCAUGCAAGCUGCCAUGCAAGCUGCCAUGCAAGCUGCCAUGCAAGCUGCCAUGCAAGCAGCUAUGCAAGCUGCCAUGCAAGCUGCAAGGCUCUGGAAGUGUUGUUUGAAACCCUCCAAAACCUCCUGCUCCCCUACCACGUAUGCCACCGCGGUGGAGCAGCACCUGAGGCGCGUGCUGCACGCCAUGCCGCCCGGAGUGGCCUUCAUUAUUGACGACAUCUCCACCGGGGAUACCCGUGCCUGCGGGGUGAUGUGGCACGCAGAGGUGGAUGGCCGGCCUCUCCCAUUCAGCCGCGGCUGUUCCUUCAUUCGCUGCCAGCCCGAGAACGGUGCUCUGCGCAUUGUGUUCGUGAGGGACAUCCCCGAGCCGUCCUUCAAGCCAGGCUCGGCUGCCCUU
Molecule: messenger RNA, 765 nt
Organism: Closterium sp. NIES-65
Lineage: Eukaryota; Viridiplantae; Streptophyta; Zygnematophyceae; Desmidiales; Closteriaceae
Source: the annotation of a GenBank genome assembly